GUGAUGUCACUUCCCCUCUGGACCAGUUAGUUCCCUGGCAUGUCGCCCCUAAAAUGGAAAGAUGAUGGUGCCGGCAAAAGGCCUGAGCGCGCAGAGCAGUAGAGGGCCAGCCAAGAACCACCCCCCUGCAAGCUGCCCGGAGGCCAUCUUCCCCUGUCCCGCCAAGAGGCCUCCCUAAUAACAACCACCAAAAAGAUACAGUUCAGCUCUGAACAUCAAUGGGACCUCAGAUAGGAUCUCUGGACUUCCCAGACUCACAAGGUCAACUGGACACUUCCAUCCUGGAAUCCUAAAAUCAGGAAAUAGUAAACACAGAGAGACCGAGGUGGAUCACACUGUGAUCAGCCCCAGACGCCCCCGGGAGAAGGUUGCUCCGGGAGAGCAGCAGCGCUCGCCGUAUCCAGUCCCUAGCACGUAAUAGUGGCCGCAGCGGACAUUUAUAUUGUGAAGUUUGCACGUUACCAAUAUGUCCUUUGCCUCUCGAGACGGCUCUUUGCAGUGGAGACUCUUAGCACCAUUUUACAAAAGAGGAAACUGAGAAACGAAGUUACUUUUCCAAGGUGAAUAAUCAAGAUGGUGCAUGCUGAAGCCUUUUCUCGUCCCCUGAGUCGGAAUGAAGUUGUUGGUUUAAUUUUCCGCUUGACGAUAUUUGGUGCCGUAACGUAUUUUACCAUAAAGUGGAUGGUAGACGCAAUUGAUCCAACCAGGAAGCAAAAAGUCGAAGCUCAGAAACAGGCAGAAAAACUAAUGAAGCAAAUUGGAGUGAAAAAUGUAAAGCUUUCCGAGUAUGAGAUGAGCAUCGCCGCCCACCUGGUGGACCCGCUUAACAUGCACGUUACUUGGAGUGACAUAGCGGGUCUGGAUGACGUCAUCACUGACCUCAAAGACACCGUCAUCCUGCCUAUCAAGAAGAAGCAUUUGUUUGAAAAUUCCAGACUUCUCCAACCUCCAAAAGGAGUUCUUCUCUAUGGGCCUCCAGGCUGUGGUAAGACAUUGAUCGCCAAGGCUACUGCCAAGGAGGCAGGGUGCCGAUUUAUUAACCUUCAGCCUUCCACCCUGACGGAUAAGUGGUACGGAGAGUCCCAGAAGCUGGCUGCGGCCGUGUUUUCCCUUGCUAUCAAGCUCCAGCCUUCGAUCAUCUUUAUCGAUGAAAUAGACUCUUUCCUCCGAAGCCGUUCUAGUUCGGAUCAUGAAGCUACCGCCAUGAUGAAGGCUCAAUUCAUGAGCCUCUGGGAUGGGCUGGACACAGACUACAGCUGUCAGGUCAUAGUGAUGGGAGCGACCAACCGCCCUCAGGAUCUUGACUCGGCUAUCAUGAGAAGAAUGCCUACGAGGUUUCACAUCAACCAGCCAGCUUUAAAACAGAGAGAGGCCAUCCUGAAGCUGAUUCUCAAGAAUGAAAAUGUGGACAGGCACGUGGACCUCCUAGAAGUCGCCAAAGAAACCGAUGGAUUCUCAGGAAGUGAUUUGAAAGAAAUGUGUCGGGAUGCUGCCCUCCUCUGUGUCCGGGAGUAUGUGAAUUCCGCUUCAGAUGAAUGCCAUGAUGAAGAUGAAAUUCGGCCAGUGCAACAGCAGGACCUGCAGCGGGCGAUCGAGAAGAUGAAGAAAUCAAAGGACGCCGCUUUUCAGAAUGUUUUAACCCACGUUUGUUUAGAUUAAGAGUAAAGCCACUGAAUCAAAGGGCAUCAAACUCUGUGGGGAAGUUCGGUUCCGAGUCCUGUCUCCAGGGCCGCCCCAUCCAUUGUUUUCCGGCUGAGUUUCUCCCUGGUUUUAGCCCUUGUGGGUUGAGCGCGGUGGUCGGCGGCUGGGUGAGAAUUCGGCGUAUUUACGACCCUCGUAGCCGGAUGUGACCCGGACGCGCUGUGAGGCUGACCAGUUGUAACCGAGCGCUCUGGGAUGGCAGAGGGAACCGACUGUCGCGCAAAUGCAACCUCCCGGGCCUCGGGCCGGGCGCUGGGACUAGGGCUGCCGCACUUUCCCCAUGGGCUUCUUUGGGAUCUGCCGUGCCAUUUAAUCCAAGUUCCCAGUUAACGUGGGACUCAUUGUUUCAUUCAAUAACAGCAGACAUUUUUCUGUGGCAAAAUGGAGUUUUUAUCAAUGGUUUCAAUUUCUAUUUUAUUUGAUUACGGGCAAAUACAAUUUACUGAACAGAUUUUAAGUGGGUCUACGUAAAUCAAAAAUAGACACAUAUGUAAAGCUACAGGAUGUUAAAUAUUGUGCAGAAAGAUUUCCUUUUGUAACUCUUUUUUUAAUUUUCUUAGAUCCUUGUUAUAAAUUGUGCACUUAGGCAAGUGUGGAUACACUGAUGAAGAGUUCCAAAUAUCUGCUUUGAGCCUAAGUGGAUUCUUUGUACGGCAAAUUCUCUGCAUCCAUAAUUCCAAUGCACCCAGUUUGGGUUUGGGGCUGGUUUUUUAAGCUUCAUUCCAGCAGCAGCAAUUACUGCAAUCAUUAGACCAUCGGUUAUGGCACCGCCCAUAACUGAAGCGCCUUCCAAACGUCCAACAAACGCUGUCCCGUUUUCCGCCAAUUCCAUGCUCCCCCUCCGCGGGCUGCGGGGUCUUUUCUGUUAACUGGAAUAUUUGUCUAAUUAGAAUACCUCAUGCUGGCUAAGAGAAUUUACCGUGGGUCACUUAGGUUCCCAAGGGUCAGGUUUGUGUGGAGAAAAUGAUGGAGAACAAAGCCAUUUGUAAAGAGUUACUCACAACUACGUGGUGGAUAAUCCAUCAUGUGACACAAGACACCAAAAAUAAGGAGUUUCAUCUCAGUUGAUGAGCACUGUGCUACACUUUUCUUUUGUAAUGUGUAAUAAAGGGGUCCUUGGUCAUUGAGACUUUCUCCACCCGC
Messenger RNA from Sarcophilus harrisii (Tasmanian devil), 2844 nucleotides. It is a transcript of the gene ATAD1, whose product is annotated as ATPase family AAA domain containing 1. Gene Ontology annotation, cellular component: mitochondrial outer membrane. NCBI's taxonomy places the organism in Eukaryota, Metazoa, Chordata, Mammalia, Dasyuromorphia, Dasyuridae. Bases 574 to 1659 code for a protein of 361 amino acids. The record is from RefSeq and is a predicted model, not a curated record. The transcript has 14 exons. Gene Ontology annotation, molecular function: ATP hydrolysis activity; ATP binding.